CCCUGCUUGUUGUUCAAACCUCGGAGUCCUCUUCCUUGUUGUGUUCCCCUGACUCAUGUGACAGUCAGCCCGGUCUCCGGUUCACGGUGCCACCCGGUCACUGACUUCAAAAUGGGUUUACUGGCCGUGACUCUCGUCCUGUCGGUUCUGUUCACCGGCGCCAGCAGAGCCAAAUACGAACCGACCUGGGAGUCCAUCGACUCCAGGCCGCUGCCGGGCUGGUUCGACCAGGCCAAGUUCGGCAUCUUCAUCCACUGGGGGGUCUUCUCUGUGCCCAGCUUCGGCAGCGAGUGGUUCUGGUGGUACUGGCAGAAGCAAAAACUGAAGCCGUACGUCGACUUCAUGCAGAAGAAUUAUCGUCCAGGUUUCAAGUAUGAAGACUUCGCGCCGAUGUUCACCGCUGAGUUCUUCGACGCCAAAGAAUGGACGGACAUCUUCGCCGCAUCAGGAGCAAAGUACAUCGUCCUGACCACGAAACACCACGAGGGUUUCACACUCUGGGGAUCGAAGUUCUCCUGGAACUGGAACGCGGUGGACGUCGGACCAAAAAGAGAUCUGGUGGAUGAAGUGGCAAGCGCCCUCCGCGGUCACAGCGACCUGCGUUUAGGCCUCUAUCACUCUCUCUUCGAGUGGUUUAAUCCGCUCUACGACCUGGACGCUGCCAAUCACUUCUCCACGAGCUACUUUCCUUACAGUAAAACUCUGCCUGAGCUUUACGAGCUCGUUGUCAAGUACAAACCGGACGUGGUGUGGUCUGACGGGGACGGAGACGCACCUGACAAGUACUGGAACAGCACGGGCUUCUUAGCCUGGCUCUAUAACGAAAGUCCUGUGCGAGACACGGUGGUGACCAACGACCGCUGGGGCUAUGGCACCAUCUGCAAACACGGCGGGUACUACACCUGUGCUGAUCGCUACCAGCCAGGACACCUGCUCAAUCACAAGUGGGAGAACUGCAUGACCAUCGACAAGAAGUCGUGGGCUUACAGACGUAACGCUCCUCUCAGCGACUACCUGACCAUCGAGGAGCUCGUAACGUCGUUGGUGGAGACCGUGUCCUGUGGAGGAAACCUGCUGCUGAACAUCGGUCCGAGACACGACGGGAGGAUCUCCCCAAUCUUUGAGGAGCGUCUGAGGCAAAUGGGUCAGUGGCUGAAGGUCAACGGGCCCGCCAUCUACAACUCGACAGCGUGGCGGGUUCAGAAGGACUCAGUCACUCCAAACGUCUGGUACACUUCCAAACCACAGGAGAAGAGUGUCUUUGCCAUUUUAGUCGAGUGGCCCAAAAACGCAACCGUGGUUCUGAAAGAUCCCGUGGUCACUCAAGGACACACUGAGGUGGAGCUCCUCGGUCACGGGUCUCUGCACUGGGAGCCCGUGAAGCCCAGCGGACUGCGAGUUCUCCUGCCCGCGCUGUCCAGCAUCCAGAUGCCCUGUCAGUGGGCGUGGACGCUGAAGCUGACCGGUGCCACUUAAAGAGGAGCAGACGAUGUUUAAAUCACAUCACGUAAUAUGACUGAUGACUGAUCGCCACUGUUUUAAACUUUUAAAAUAACUCUGCAGGGAAAGAAAACAAUAUUUUACGAUUGUUGUUUUUGUACUGGGAAACUUUUAUGAUUUGAAUCUUUUACAUUUCUUAACUUUGGGGAAACAAAAGUUGUUUUUUAAGGUCACAGCUACACGUGACAAACUUUUCUGCACUUUAUAUAUUUUUAUAUGAUUUGUUUUUUUUGCUGUCUACAGCAGCACUGAUCAAUGUGGUGGUGUCUUUUUUUUUUUAUACGUGAAAGAAUGAUUCAAUAAAAUAAAUGAAACCUUCAA
Molecule: messenger RNA, 1821 nt
Organism: Larimichthys crocea (large yellow croaker)
Lineage: Eukaryota; Metazoa; Chordata; Actinopteri; Sciaenidae
Gene: fuca2
Product: alpha-L-fucosidase 2
Exons: 7
Coding region: 112-1476 (454 amino acids)
Biological process (GO): glycoside catabolic process; fucose metabolic process
Cellular component (GO): lysosome
Molecular function (GO): alpha-L-fucosidase activity
Source: RefSeq, a predicted model, not a curated record